Molecule: messenger RNA, 609 nt
Organism: Sphenostylis stenocarpa
Lineage: Eukaryota; Viridiplantae; Streptophyta; Magnoliopsida; Fabales; Fabaceae
Source: the annotation of a GenBank genome assembly
AUGGCUUGCAAGAAACGUUCUGGUGGUUCAAACAUACUUAAAGGGGUAGAUGAAAUUGUGGACGUGUUAAGUUAUGCUCUCGACCUUGGAAUAAAGGUUGUUGAUACGUUGAAUUCAACUUUUGGCCUUGUUCAAUGUUGUUUCAUGGAAUGCUUGCUCUCUUGUUAUGUGCAAAGUGAGUUGAGAGGUGAGGCUGUGAAUCUGUUUAAGGAAAUGGUGAGGAGCCUAGGAAGGAUGCUUUAUGGGCUUAUGCUAGAGAUGGGGCUUGAUUUGGAUUAUUAUUGCAGGUUUUGUGUUCUUCGUGAUCGCAAUGAGUUGACUUUGAUGCUUUUGGAUGACAUGAAAAUCUCAGGAAAUUCUCCCAAUAUGCUAUAUAUCACUGUCAAGUGCUUUAAAGGCCUGUGUUGCAAUGUGUUGAAGGAGUUGGAUAGACAAUUACAUUCUAGUUUGAUAAAGAUGGAUGCUGAGUCAUAUUUGGUUGCUUCCGUUGGACUUAUAGAUAUGUAUUCCAAGUGUGAAAUGAUGGGUGAUGCAAUAAGUGCUUAUGACAAGGAAGGACGUUAUUGCAUGUACUGCUUUAAGCUCUGGUUACUCGCAGUGUGGCGAUGA